GCAAAAGAUGAAAUAAUUGAUCACGGAAAGCGAUGGGAGGCAGCCACGACACAAGUGAAAACGCGUACACUAACACUAAUACUGCGCUCUGCUACCUAUGCUUUGCGUUGCUUUGCUCCAUUCCAUCGCCAUGUGAGGCUGACCUAUUUAAAAAUGUAUUCCUCAUCCCCACCUUUUGCAUUGACAUCCUCCCUCACUCCCUCACUUCCUUCUACUUCACUCACCUCUUCGAAUUGAGCAGCUCUUGCAGAGGAGAACCCAGAUUUCGGAAAUGGUGGGUUUCAGAGCUUCCAAGGUAUUUAUGCUCUUUCUUGUUUUGGUCCUUUUUGCUGCGGCUUCUCUCUUAUGUGUGCGCGCACAAUCUGAAUCUCCAAAUGGAGGGUUGUUUCGGGGAGGAGGAGGAAGGAGAGUUUUGGAGGCGGUGGAAGAGGAGCACCCCAAGAACAAGAACAAGAAGUCCACCGAUGCCUUACCGACCAAAACUCAGAACAAGCUCCUUAAAUCUCCCACCCAAUCCUCAAAAAACCAGACCAAGCUCAUUAGCAACAAUUUCUCCACCAAAAACAAGACCAUGCUUGGUAAAGCUAAGAAUUCCACGAAACUGGCAUCUGGUGGUAACCUGUCCAAGGUUGGGCUGAAGAAGCUCAAUGCCACCGCCAAGUUCCCAAAGCUGAAUUCCACAUCGAAAUCCUCCAAUUCUACCAAAACCACUUCGUUCUCUGCCAAGAAAUCUUCAGAUCUACUCAAACUAAGCACACCCAAGAACAAAACGACGACGCCCAAUUCCACAAAGCAAUCCCAAACCACCCAUCUCGACAAAUCAGAGAACAAAUCGAAGCAGGAAAAACCCAAGAAACAAGCUCAGACCAAAGCAAAAACCGGUUGGGUCGACGAAGAUGAAGACGAUGAUUUGGUGUCGGAAUUCAGAGAUCUAACCACGAAAUUUCAGAAAACUUUGAUCCCAGACCUUGCGAGAAUCUCCACCACUUCCAAGGCAUACAUUACGAAAGCCAACAAACAAAUGACAAUGGGAUUUAAACCCAUUGUGGGUAACAAGUAUGCAUCCACCAUCGCUUCUCUCAUCUCCUUCGCAUUCAUUUUGAUUCCGUUAAUCUUGGUGAGUCUUUUAUUCAAUCGAAUCAAGGCUUAUUUCUCACUCCAAAAGGUCCUAAUCUUCAUCCAAGUGUACCUCGCAAUCUACUUCGGCAUCCUCUGCUUCUCCUCCGUGGUCACUGGGCUGGAGCCGCUCAAAUUUUUCUACUCCACCUCGCAAUCCACCUACAUUUGCUUACAGGUGAUGCAAACCCUUGGAUACAUCCUGUACCUGCUGCUACUAGUGAUGUACCUGGUGCUAGUGUUCUCCACCGACUGUGGGAUGGGGUCGAGGAUGUUGGGUCUGGCCCAGACCUUCGUCGGGUAUGCAUUCGGGUUGCAUUACUAUGUGUCGGUGUUCCACAGGAUGGUUCUACACCAGCCGCCCAAGACAAACUGGAAAAUUCAUGGGAUUUACGCCACGUGCUUUCUGGUGAUUUGCGCGUUCGCGGGGGCGGAGAGGAGGAAGAAGGCCUACUUGGAAGAGGACGGAGCAGAGGGCAAGAAGAGUUGAUUCAAUUGAAUGCAGAUUUUUUUUUUUUUUUUUUUUUUUUUUUUUUUUUUUUUUUUU
Cucurbita pepo subsp. pepo (vegetable marrow) is the source of this 1663-nucleotide messenger RNA. RefSeq lists its product as uncharacterized. NCBI's taxonomy places the organism in Eukaryota, Viridiplantae, Streptophyta, Magnoliopsida, Cucurbitales, Cucurbitaceae. The record is from RefSeq and is a predicted model, not a curated record.